Histoplasma capsulatum G186AR is the source of this 4584-nucleotide messenger RNA. Its product is annotated as heat shock protein. Gene Ontology annotation, cellular component: protein-containing complex; cytosol; plasma membrane. Lineage: Eukaryota; Fungi; Ascomycota; Eurotiomycetes; Onygenales; Ajellomycetaceae. Gene Ontology annotation, biological process: protein folding; protein stabilization; cellular response to heat. The transcript is spliced from 9 exons. Gene Ontology annotation, molecular function: ATP hydrolysis activity; ATP-dependent protein folding chaperone; ATP binding. The record is from RefSeq and is a predicted model, not a curated record. Bases 1 to 4449 code for a protein of 1482 amino acids.
AUGCGGCCCUUGGUUCCUGAUACCUUUCUGCCACGACCCCGCAAAUCCCCCACACCAGCGGGACCUGAGGACGAAUUCCGCCCCAUGUCCUCUGAGACCUUUUUCCUAGCUCGAGAUAGCGAUAUACAAGAUUCUCAAGCUGCGUCCGCAGACGAUGAAGGGGAUGGGACAUAUGGGGUGCAGAGUCUCGAAGAAUCCACAGCUGACAAUUCCUCAAAAUGGCAGGCUUCUCAACCUGAGGGAGAAAUAAGUGAUACGUCACCUCUCCACACCCUUGCGAAGAUAGAAACAACGAUUAAAACUGCCGAGACUGGUGAUGGAGAUCGAGAAGGACGGAGUCCGUCGCCUUUUAAACAUAAACACAUCAGAACGCCGCCCAAUGUUCCUACAUCUUGCCCCCUGACGCCCUUCUUACUUGGGUCGCCGGAAGAGCCCGUCUCCCUUCCAGACAGCCCCAAGUCAACCUCGACACGAUCCUUCCUACCGACCAAUGAAAUAUCCAUGCCGUAUGCGGAAAUUGACCCCAGAGGGACGGUGGAAAAUGACGGCGAUAACAGUCUCAGUUCUUCUGGGGUUCAGGAUAGUACGCAACUGAUAAUGCCAAGUAUCAAAAUGCCCAGCCGGAGGCCCUUUACUGAAGCGGGGAAAUCUAUGGGCAGGUUCAAGAUUCUCCUGGCUGGCAAUUCUGGUUGUGGGAAAACAUCUCUUAUAAAAUCUAUAGUUCAAGUGGUCGAAGAUAUAGUACACGUUGAUCCGCUCCCUCGUGGGCCCUCUCGGAUUAGAACCAACAAAUCGAGUCCAAAACGAUCGCAUAGAUCUCACCACUUACGAGAGGCUACCUCGAUAGCAGAGGUUUAUGCCAGCACUAAGCCUUAUCCAUCGUGGUGGUCAGACCUGGAAGAUUCAAGAGUCCUUCGAAGGCGGAAAAGUAUGGGAGACUUGGUAUUGGAAAGAAACUUGUGCUUUGUUGACACAUCCUGUGGAACGUUGGGUCUUGAAGAUCAGGCAGAAUGUAUCAUACAGUAUAUCAGCCGGCAGUUCCAGAGGUCUGUAAACGCGCUGGAUUCAUUCAACACUGAUUUCCAGGGCCUUUUGAGUGGAAAUGGUGGCUCCCAGGUGGAUGCCAUCUUAUAUCUUGUCUCUGAAGAUUCGAUGUCCGCGGACAUAUCAUGCAUACAGAAGCUGUCCAAGGUCGCCAAUGUUAUCCCUCUGAUCUCCAAGGCUGACCUUCUCAGCAAAAGCCAAAUUCAAUCCCUAAAACGAUCUUUCCACUCCCAGGCGCGCGACGGGGGCGUUCAACCCUUUCUGUUUGGUGAUCUCGCUGGCAGUAUCGGCGAUGAAGAAACUAUCCCAGCCUUACCAUUUGCUGUUUCUUCUGCGAAUUCCAAUGAAGAUGACACCAUGGAUGCAAGUCUGUUGAUGAGUCCCGAUUAUAUGCAGCCAUUAGCCCCGUCGGAGCUAAAUUUGCUCUUGGGAAAGCUGUUUGACCGGGAUAACAUAGCCUGGCUGCGACAUCUGGCCGCGAAGAAGCUGAUACAAGCAUGUGAUUUGCAUGUGAUUUCCCCUGCGCGUCAACAUCUACAAGGAUCUUUGAUCUCCAGACCUGCUGGAAUCACUUCGAACCCAUCUCAAUCUACAUCAGCCCUCUCAUCCGUCUCCCCGUCGCAGGUCCUUGUUCCAUACCCAGGUGUUGACAAUGGUCCACCAUCGUAUCUCAUGUCUCGCGUGGCCGAUCAUACCCAGCGGGAGGAGCACCUUGCCCAGAUCCGACUUGCAAAAUGGGCAUCGGACUUGCAACAAAGUCUCCAAAACGAACGAGAGCGAUACGAAUCUCUAGCCCGUAGCGAGCGGGCUGUCUGGCUAACAGAACGAUUGGGCGAAUGUGUGGCGGACGGUACACUCCUCCCCAUAAUCCAAACUCCAGGCUUCUCUCAUAUGCAAGCACCGCGGGGGCUAAAAGGCCACGGUAGCGGCAGCAGAGGCAGCGGCGGCAGAGAGACCGUGACAAUCCCAGGACCCGACGGCCGACCUGUUAAGUAUCGGGUUGCAGAUAUGAGUUCAUCGGGGGAUCCUCUGGGCCUGAUACGGUGGAAGGACGAUAUGAAGCGGACGGGCUGGGUAGUGAUACAGAUUAUUGGAAGUAUGGGGGUAGUUGGUGGACUUGCGCUGUGGGUUGCUAAGGCGUGGGGACUCCCCUCAUCUCAGGGGUUUGCGGAAUGGAAUUUUGGGACGUUUAGCGCGGAAACCAGGCCGGGGAACAUUCUGCCGUGGAGAGUUCUAGAAAGCCGGCGAUGGAUUGGGCCUAGCGCCAGACACAGCGGCCACGGCCAUGGAAAGCGGUGGAAGCUUCGCCAAGGCUCGAUGGCCCAGCGGUUGUUCUGGCGACCGAAUCUAUUGAUUACCAUCCUAUCACCAACUGCAGCCAUGUCGUCUGAAACUUUCGAGUUCCAGGCUGAGAUUUCUCAGCUCCUCUCCCUCAUUAUCAACACCGUCUACUCCAACAAAGAGAUCUUCCUGCGAGAACUGAUUUCCAACUGUUCCGAUGCUCUCGACAAAAUCCGCUAUGAGGCGCUUUCCGACCCAAGCAAACUCGACUCCAACAAGGAUCUCCGCAUCGAUAUCAUCCCCGACAAGGAAAACAAGACCCUGACUAUAAGCGAUACUGGUAUCGGCAUGACCAAGGCUGAUCUCGUCAACAACCUGGGUACCAUCGCCCGCUCGGGUACUAAGCAAUUUAUGGAAGCUCUCACUGCUGGUGCGGAUAUUUCUAUGAUUGGCCAAUUCGGUGUUGGUUUCUACUCUGCCUACCUCGUUGCCGAUAAGGUGACCGUCAUUUCCAAGCACAACGAUGACGAACAGUACAUCUGGGAGUCCAGUGCUGGCGGCACCUUCAAAAUCACCCAGGACACCGAUGGAGAGCCACUUGGCCGUGGUACCAAGAUGAUCCUUCAUCUCAAGGACGAGCAGACCGAAUACCUGAAUGAGAGCAAGAUCAAGGAAGUCGUGAAGAAGCACUCUGAGUUCAUCUCCUACCCCAUCUACCUUCAUGUCCUCAAGGAGACUGAGAAGGAGGUUCCCGAUGAAGAUGCUGAGGAGGUGAAAGACGAGGGUGACGACAAGGCUCCCAAGGUCGAAGAGGUCGAUGACGACGAAGAGGACAAAGCGAAAGAGAAGAAGACCAAGAAAAUCAAGGAGACUAAGAUCGAGGAGGAAGAGCUAAACAAGACCAAGCCUAUCUGGACUCGCAAUCCUGCUGAUAUUACUCAGGAGGAGUAUGCUUCCUUCUACAAGACUCUUUCCAACGACUGGGAGGACCAUCUUGCUGUGAAGCACUUCUCCGUCGAAGGUCAACUAGAGUUCCGUGCGAUCCUCUUCGUUCCCAAGCGUGCUCCUUUCGAUCUCUUCGAGACCAAGAAGACUAAGAACAACAUCAAGCUCUACGACCUUCCUCUCAACCUUUCUCGUGAGACUCUCCAGCAGAACAAGAUUAUGAAGGUCAUCAAGAAGAACAUCGUCAAAAAGACCCUCGAGCUUUUCAAUGAGAUUGCUGAAGACCGUGAGCAAUUCGACAAGUUCUACUCUGCUUUCAGCAAGAACAUCAAACUCGGUAUCCAUGAGGAUGCCCAGAACCGCCCCGCUCUUGCCAAACUCCUCCGCUUCAACUCCACCAAGUCUGGUGACGAGACCACCUCUCUUACCGACUAUGUCACCCGCAUGCAAGAGCACCAGAAACAGAUGUACUACAUCACUGGCGAGUCUCUCAAGGCUGUUCAGAAGUCUCCCUUCCUCGAUACCCUUAAGGAGAAGAACUUCGAGGUUCUCUUCCUUGUCGAUCCCAUUGAUGAGUACGCCAUGACACAGCUCAAGGAGUUCGAUGGCAAGAAGCUCGUCGACAUCACCAAGGACUUCGAGCUCGAGGAAACGGAGGAGGAGAAGAAGGCCCGCGAAGCCGAAGAGAAGGAAUACGAAGGCCUCGCCAAGAGCCUGAAGAACGUCCUUGGUGACAAGGUCGAGAAGGUUGUCGUCUCCCACAAACUUAUCGGCUCCCCCUGUGCCAUCCGCACUGGCCAAUUCGGCUGGUCCGCCAACAUGGAACGUAUCAUGAAAGCGCAAGCCCUCCGCGACACUUCCAUGAGCUCCUACAUGUCCUCCAAAAAGACCUUCGAAAUCUCGCCAAAGUCCCCAAUCAUCCAGGAGCUCAAGAAGAAGGUCGAGGCCGACGGCGAGAACGACCGCACAGUCAAAUCCAUCACCCAACUCCUUUUCGAAACCUCUCUUCUCGUCUCGGGCUUCACCAUCGAGGAGCCUUCCGGCUUUGCGGAGCGCAUUCACAAGCUCGUUUCUCUUGGUUUGAACAUUGAUGAGGAUGCUGAGACUUCCGAGGAGAAAGAGGCAGACACUGUCGUCGCUGAAGCUCCGGGUGAGAGCGCUAUGGAGGAGGUUGAUUAGAUAUUUCCUUCAAUUUAGCCUUUUUUUUCCUUUGUCCUUUUUCUCUCAUCCUUUUAAAUUUCGUUGUUGAACAAAAAUCCUGUUUUUAAAUCAUGAGCGUAUGGUGGAAUGAUGAAAUGAAAUGCACACGCACAC